AUGAUGUCCGGGUUUCGCCCGGCUACGGGCCGGUUCCUGAGGCCUUCCCAAACAUACACUUGUAAUUUGCGACUAUAUCGAAUAUCAAGAUGUGGCUUCCAUACCGAUGGCCGGAGUCGAGUAUCCAACUUUUGGAUGCCGACGGAAAGGAUCCCAAAGAAGAAGACGGUUGUUGAGACAGGGGAUGUGAAUGACCUGCUGGUCCAGGCCUCUUUCUUCCGAAAGGCUUACUCGGGGAUCUUUCAUAUGCUGCCUCUAGGAUUGCGGGUACAAGACAAGUUAGAACGGCUUAUUGACCGGCACAUGCAGUCAUUAGGCGCCUCAAAGGUUUCGUUGUCUUCAAUCUCGGCGCAGGAGCUCUGGGAGCAGUCUGGGCGGCUGAAGGAAGGCUCUGAAGUUUUCCGCUUCCUGGACAGAAAGGAAUCUCGAUUUCUCCUUGCGCCUACGCACGAGGAGGAAAUCACUACCCUGGUGGGGAGCCUCAGUAAAUCAUAUCGAGACCUACCCAUUAGGGUGUACCAGAUUUCCAGGAAGUACAGAGAUGAGCCAAGGCCACGGCAAGGCCUACUUCGUGGUCGAGAGUUCAUCAUGAAGGAUCUUUACACUUUCGACCAUAACGUCGAGAAUGCUCUGAAAACGUAUGAGCUAGUGAGGAGCGCUUACACAAAUCUGUUCAACGACUUGAAAGUCCCGUAUUUAAUGGCUGCUGCGGAUUCGGGCAACAUGGGUGGAAACCUGAGUCAUGAGUUCCACUUCCUCAGCACGAAAGGCGAAGAUACCAUUGUCAGCUGCUCCAACUGCGACAGCGUGUACAACGAGGAACUGGCAGAUGGAAAAGCCCACGAAAUUUCACAACAUCAACACUCGGCUGAUUCAGCCCCUGGGUUUGACGUGGAAGGCCGAGCCCCCUCAACUGGUUCGAGAGUUUCGACAGGCCUUUGGAUGGCGAUUUCAAAGGAUAAGAGGACGUUGCUUCGUGGUUGGUAUCCUGAGUUCACCGUGCAAGGUGACAACACGGACCCCGUGAGUAGGGAGGUCAACUCCCACGCCGUCAAAUCCAUUGCCAGCGCCGCAGGCAUUGAACUUGAUAUCAGCGUGGAAAAUCCACUGGAGCAAUGGGCCGCGUAUGUGAAGUCCACUAAGGCAGUUUCUAAUGGUCCAACAGAGCCUCCACAACUGCUGGAUGUGUAUGACUCGCUCGUGCAUGUUUACAAUAGGCCGCCGCUCAAUAUCCUUCAUGAGGCUGGCUGCGCCGAUGAGGACAUAGAGUUUCUGCGGCUGGACACGUUCCCAGGAACUAGCCACAAGCUGAACCUAAUCAAAGUCCACGACGGCGACCAAUGCCCCAAAUGUACGCAGGGCGCGCUGCAAACGCACACAGCCGUUGAGCUAGGUCACACGUUCCACCUUGGAACGAGGUACAGCGAGGUCCUCGCGGCGUCUGUCAAAAAUGAGGGAGGUGCUGUGGUGCCAAUGCAAAUGGGCUGCCAUGGGAUUGGGGUCUCCCGAAUGAUUGCCGCGGUCGCAGAUAUUCUUGCGGACACCAAGGGCCUGAACUGGCCCAGGGCUAUUGCACCAUUUGAGGUACUUGUUGUCUCCACAGAGGGUCAGGAAGAGGUCGGCGAGAGGGUCUAUGACGAACUCGUCUCCGACAAAGCCUCACCGGUCGACGCUAUUCUUGACGACCGCAGCGAUAAGCAGAUGGGAUGGAAACUUGGAGAUGCAGACCUCAUCGGAUACCCGGUAAUUGUCGUCAUAGGCAAGGGCUGGAAGAAACAACAGACAUUGGAAGUGCAAUGUCGGCGCUUAGGAGUGCGACGGGAUGUGGCUUUCGAGGACCUGUCGUCGGUCGUGGAGUCGCUAUUGGCACAGUUGUAG
This is a messenger RNA of Aspergillus puulaauensis, 1878 nucleotides long. Its product is annotated as putative proline--tRNA ligase AIM10. Gene Ontology annotation, cellular component: mitochondrion; cytoplasm. Gene Ontology annotation, biological process: prolyl-tRNA aminoacylation. The coding region runs from base 1 to 1878 and encodes 625 amino acids. Gene Ontology annotation, molecular function: ATP binding; proline-tRNA ligase activity. The record is from RefSeq and is a predicted model, not a curated record. Lineage: Eukaryota; Fungi; Ascomycota; Eurotiomycetes; Eurotiales; Aspergillaceae. The transcript has 7 exons.